UUGGGCUGUUCCUAAUUAAACUGAGUUCAUCAGUAUCCAAAGCCACCAUGUCCGACUCGCCAGACAUCCAAGUGCAGAACCUCUCCUACAAGUUCCCAGACGGCUCCUCCGGCUUAACAGACGUCACUUUGGGAUUGCCAGCAGGAAGCCGAACAUUACUGAUUGGAGCCAAUGGAGCCGGUAAGACCACGCUCUUGCGCCUUCUCUCGGGAAAACGCCUAGCACCCAGCAACACAAUCUCCAUCGCAAAUAAGGAUCCUUUCAAGGAAGGUCUCGAGGGCGUCACCUAUCUCGGCGUAGAAUGGGUGCUCAACAGCAUCGUCCGGACAGACAUCGACGUCCCCACGCUCCUCGCCUCCGUUGGCGGCAACGCCUACCCCGAACGCCGUGACGAGCUCGUUGAAAUUCUUGACAUUGACCUGCGAUGGCGCAUGCAUGCAGUUUCGGACGGAGAGCGCCGUCGCGUCCAGCUAGCCAUGGGUCUUCUCCGGCCGUGGCAGGUGCUUCUCCUGGACGAAAUCACCGUCGACUUGGACCUGCUGUCGCGGAGCAACUUCCUUUCGUUCUUGAAGAGGGAGACAGAGACCAGGCCCUGCACGAUUGUGUACGCGACGCAUAUCUUGGAUAAUCUGGCGCAUUGGCCGACACAUUUGGUGCAUAUGCAUCUCGGCAAUGUAAGGCAGUGGGGCGCUAUUGAGAAAUUCAAGGAGGAGGCACCUGAAACGUCGGAAAACAGCCAACUCGGAGAGAUUGUUCUCAAGUGGUUGAAGGAGGACUUGCAGGCUAGAGGACCGCGGAAUGUACGUGGCAGCCAGGCAAAAACUUACGAGGCUGGGGGAAUUGGAGGGUAUGGGUAUGAGAAAAAGGCCUAG
Aspergillus nidulans FGSC A4 is the source of this 872-nucleotide messenger RNA. RefSeq names its product putative ABC transporter. NCBI's taxonomy places the organism in Eukaryota, Fungi, Ascomycota, Eurotiomycetes, Eurotiales, Aspergillaceae. The record is from RefSeq and is a predicted model, not a curated record. The transcript has 2 exons. Gene Ontology annotation, cellular component: CCR4-NOT complex. Gene Ontology annotation, biological process: regulation of transcription by RNA polymerase II. The coding region runs from base 48 to 872 and encodes 274 amino acids. Gene Ontology annotation, molecular function: ATP hydrolysis activity; ATP binding; nucleotide binding.